AUGGUUAAGACAAAAACUAAAUCUAAAAAACGUCGUACAUAUACUACUGAUAAACAUAAUUCAAAAACACGUAUUGACACAAUAAAUAAAGUCAAUCCAUUUGAUUUACAUGUUAACCGUUUAAAACAUGAUGUACUUGGUAAACGACGUAAUUAUGAAAAAGGUGGUCAACCACUUAAAUCACGUUCACGUGGAAUUGAAAAAAGAAAACGUACAUUAUUAAAAGAAUUAAAUUCUGUAUUUAAACAAAAUACAUUUAUUGAUCAUCGUCUUGGUGAAAAUGAUCCAACAUUAACAAAUGAUGAAAAAUUUAUGCAACGUUUAAUUGCUGAACGAACUAAAACUCGUCCUGGUAAAGAAAGUCGUUAUAAUUUAAAUGAUGAAGAAGAUUUAACACAUUAUGGUCAAUCAUUAUCAAAAUCUGAUGAACUUAAUCAAAAACCAAUUAUUGAUGAAUAUGAUGAUGAUGAUGAUAAUAAUUUAAAUAAAGGUCGUUUAAAUUCUGAACAUUUUUUUGGUGGUUUUAAAUCUUCAAAUGAUCAACAUAAACCACAAACAAAACAAGAAUGGAUUGAUAAUAUGAUAAAAAGUACAAAAUUAGAUAAAUAUGAACGUCAACGUGAAAAUGAAAAACUUUAUGAUAUGACACAAACACUUGAUGAACAAUGGAAAGCAUUAAGUACAUUAAUGGGUAUUAAAGAAAAAAAG
Messenger RNA from Rotaria sordida, 708 nucleotides. NCBI's taxonomy places the organism in Eukaryota, Metazoa, Rotifera, Eurotatoria, Philodinida, Philodinidae. The record is from the annotation of a GenBank genome assembly.